AUACCUGCGUACAUCUCAAGAAACCACCACUUAUAGACUACUGUUAACGGUCAAUCUCUAUUAUGCGUCGCGCUCAAAGUACAAGGCAUCACGGUCGUCCUUCGACAGCUCAGGGCACAGGCGGAGCGGACGACUUGAGCGUGUUGAAGGAAAUAGAGGAUACUGCAGAGGACUCAUUGAGAAAACAGCUGCUAGAGAAAGAUAGGGAGAAUGACAAGCUUCGGACGCAGAUACAAGGGUUACAGGCACAACUCAUGCAACGACCACCGGCUGAGGCCGUACAGGUACUGGAAAAGGAGUACAAGAAUCUCGAGCUGAUACUUCAAGGGACACAGAGAGAGAACGAGAGGGCUAUGAUGGAGCUGGACAGGGGUAAGACAAGAGAGAAGAUGCUCGAACGCGAACUGACGAAGCUGGUCGGCGAUAAUUGGCAGGAAAUGCUCGAGAUUUCGGCUUCCCCUGCCGGCGCCACAGUACCAACGCGAACCCUCUUCGGAAGACGUGGAUCGAUCACAAGCCCGCCACAGAAUGGAGAACCAUCGUCUACAACGAACGAGGCCACACUUGCGCAGAUGGAGCAGGUGCGAUUGCUUGUGCUCGGGUUGGACCAGCGUAUGCAGGCCAGAGAAGGCUCCUUGAUGCAGAUUAUCCAGCGUGCUGAAGGUGAGGGGGCGAAGUUCGAGGAGUUGCGGAAGAAUGCGUUAGCCGCAAAGACUUGA
Stereum hirsutum FP-91666 SS1 is the source of this 719-nucleotide messenger RNA. RefSeq lists its product as uncharacterized. The transcript has 4 exons. The coding region runs from base 63 to 719 and encodes 218 amino acids. The record is from RefSeq and is a predicted model, not a curated record. NCBI's taxonomy places the organism in Eukaryota, Fungi, Basidiomycota, Agaricomycetes, Russulales, Stereaceae.